AUGAUGGGCUCUGUGCUCCCAGCUGAGGCCCUGGUGCUCAAAACAGGGCUGAAAGCUCCGGGGCUGGCGUUGGCAGAGGUCAUCACCUCCGACAUUCUGCACAGUUUCUUAUAUGGCCGAUGGCGCAAUGUAUUAGGCGAACAGCUGCUGGAGGACAAGAGCCACCACGCCAGCCCAAAGACCGCCUUCACCGCUGAAGUCCUGGCGCAGUCCUUCUCAGGAGAGGUGCAGAAGCUGUCCAGCCUGGUGCUGCCGGUGGAAGUGAUCAUCGCUCAGAGUUCCAUCCCAGGCGAGGGCCUUGGCAUCUUCUCCAAGACGUGGAUCAAGGCAGGCACGGAGAUGGGGCCCUUCACCGGCCGCGUCAUUGCCCCGGAGCACGUGGAUCUCUGCAAGAACAACAAUCUGAUGUGGGAGGUAUUCAACGAGGAUGGCACAGUACGCUACUUCAUCGAUGCCAGCCAGGAAGACCACCGAAGCUGGAUGACCUACAUCAAGUGUGCCCGGAAUGAGCAGGAGCAGAACCUGGAGGUGGUCCAGAUUGGCACCAGCAUCUUCUACAAGGCCAUCGAGAUGAUCCCUCCGGACCAGGAGCUGCUGGUGUGGUACGGAAAUUCCCACAACACCUUCCUGGGCAUCCCUGGUGUACCAGGACUGGAAGAGGAGCAGAAGAAAAACAAGCAUGAGGACUUCCACCCGGCGGACUCCGCGACCGGCACCGCGGGCCGCAUGCGCUGCGUCAUCUGCCACCGAGGUUUCAACUCCCGCAGCAACCUGCGCUCGCACAUGCGCAUCCACACGCUGGACAAGCCCUUCGUGUGCCGCUUCUGCAACCGCCGCUUCAGCCAGUCGUCCACGCUGCGCAACCACGUGCGCCUGCACACGGGCGAGCGCCCCUAUAAGUGCCAGGUGUGCCAGAGCGCCUACUCGCAGCUGGCCGGCCUGCGCGCGCACCAGAAGAGCGCGCGCCACCGGCCGCCCAGCGCCGCGCUGCAGGCACACUCGCCCGCACUGCCCGCGCCCCACGCGCACGCGCCCGCGCUCGCCGCCGCCGCAGCAGCAGCCGCGGCGCACCACCUACCGGCCAUGGUGCUGUGA
Chionomys nivalis (European snow vole) is the source of this 1095-nucleotide messenger RNA. RefSeq names its product PR/SET domain 12 (gene Prdm12). The coding region runs from base 1 to 1095 and encodes 364 amino acids. The record is from RefSeq and is a predicted model, not a curated record. Gene Ontology annotation, biological process: neurogenesis. The transcript is spliced from 5 exons. Gene Ontology annotation, cellular component: nucleus. NCBI's taxonomy places the organism in Eukaryota, Metazoa, Chordata, Mammalia, Rodentia, Cricetidae. Gene Ontology annotation, molecular function: histone methyltransferase binding.